This is a messenger RNA of Rubroshorea leprosula, 1168 nucleotides long. The record is from the annotation of a GenBank genome assembly. NCBI's taxonomy places the organism in Eukaryota, Viridiplantae, Streptophyta, Magnoliopsida, Malvales, Dipterocarpaceae.
CGUCAGGCAACUAAAUAGGCAAAUAAUCUUUCAUUCAUUUUCUCAAGAAAAAUACAUAUAACCUUAAACAUUAAAUGAAAAAUACAAAGGAAAAUCAACAAACAGAUCAACAUUCACAGCAAAGUUUUCUGGGGAAAAUAGAUCCAGAUCUGAUGGGAGGGAUCCCACCCACGGUACCAGGCUCCCAUCGUCCCGUUCACCACCAUUCCUAGAAAACUUCUCUGUUCAGAAAAAUUAUCUACGCAAAGCAAACACAGCAAAUAAGCCCUCCGUCAACCUCCGUUACAAAAACUGAGCCCUUUUCAACAGAAAACUUUUCAUUUUCUCCGCUGGCAACAGCAGAAAAACAAAAAGACUCCUCCGCCGUCAACACCAGAACCACACAAAAAAAACCUUCUCCCUCUUUUGGAUUUCUGUCUUCUGCUUCUCUCUUUGUUUUUAGUGACAAGAAGAAGAGGAACCGCAGAAGGAGAAAAAUCCGAACCCCCCCCUCCACCCACUCACCAAUCUUCUCCUAUUUAUACAAAAAUCAAAGGAAACCCUAAAGGACGCUGGUCUACAUCAUGCUCAGUUGGCUGCAACGUGGGGUGCAGGAUCCGGUUGCAGAAGAGGGGCGCGCGCAGAGAGAUUUGGUUGCAGAAGAGGGGUGGCGCAGAGAGGGGGGUGUAGGUUGCUGUAGGCUUGACGGGUGCAGGAGAAGGGAGGCGGAGUCGGCUCGAUGCAGGGUUAGGGGUGCUGGCAGCAAGCCGGGUUCGGGUGAGGAUGCAGAGCAGGGGCGCUGGCAGGGGUGCUGGUGCGCAGGGUGCAAGGCGCGGGCUCAGGGCGCGGACUCAGGGCGCUGGGGUGAGGGGAUCUGGUGCGGGAGCAGGGGUGGGUUCGGUGCAGCAGCAGGGUGAAGGCUGGGUGCCUGGGGAAGAAGGUUCCAGAUCCAUUUUUAUUUCACUUUUCUUUGUUUAGGUUAAACGGGUUUGGGUUUGGGUUUUGGGUAUUGGGAUUUUGGGCUUGGGUAGUUGGUAGGCUUGGGUUUUUUGGAUUUUGAUUUUGGAUUUUUUUUUUUGGUUUAAGGCUUAAAAUUGAAAUGGGUUGGAAUUGGGCCAUUUAAGAUGGGUUUAAGGUGUAAAUGGGUUUUGGGUUGAACUUUAAUGCAUUUCACCCUUCAACUUUUCAU